Molecule: messenger RNA, 1125 nt
Organism: Sinocyclocheilus rhinocerous
Lineage: Eukaryota; Metazoa; Chordata; Actinopteri; Cypriniformes; Cyprinidae
Product: aquaporin-11-like
Exons: 3
Coding region: 106-942 (278 amino acids)
Biological process (GO): transmembrane transport
Cellular component (GO): membrane; cytoplasm
Molecular function (GO): channel activity
Source: RefSeq, a predicted model, not a curated record
CUGAUUGAAUCGAAGUGAGCGGGGCUAUUGGCGCGGAGGCGUGGUCGUUGUAAAGUUGCCUAAAACUGGAUCAGAGUUUAACACGAUUAUUCGGAGGAUCAUGCGAUGGCAGAGAUGGCCGAUCUCACCGUCUCCCUGUCCUUGCUGCUGGGGAUUGUAGUUUUUAGCGAAGUGGCGAGGAGAACGGCUUUAUAUCUAUUCCCAAAUCGAAACUGGAUCAUCUAUGCGCUCGAGUUGAUCUCCACUUUUCAGCUGUGUGCAUGCACGCACGAGUUAAAGCUGCUCGCGGAGACGGGCGGACUGGAGCCGCGGAUCGCGCUGACGCUCACGUUCCUCAUCUCGGUGGUCCACGGACUUUCAUUCCGCGGCGCGAUCUGUAGCCCGACCGGCGCUCUGGAGCAGCUCUACCUCGGGACUCUGACGCGGCGAUGCGCACUGACGCGGAUCUCAUGCCAGCUGAUCGCGGCGGAGGCGGCGCGGCGCGUCAUGCCUCACGCGUGGGCGCUGGCGCUCUCUGACCUGCACGCGCAGCACUCGCUGACGGGCUUUUCAUGCACGAACAGCCCCGUUAACGCGCCUCUGCUGCAGGCCGCCGCGGUGGAGCUGGGCUGCGCGUUUGUGAUGCACACUGCGGCGUUUAACGUGGAGAAGGUGGAAGAGAACUAUCGCGUUCCUGCAAUAGCUGCUGUCAUCACCAUAUUAGUCUAUGAAGGUGGUCAUCUCACUGGCGCGGUGUUUAACCCGGCACUGGCGUUCUCAAUACAGUUCCCCUGUCCUGGGAACACUUUUGCGGAGUACAGUUUUGUGUACUGGAUUGGACCAAUACUGGGUAUGACAGGCUCUCUGCUGCUUUUUGACAAAGUGAUCCCUGCUAUUUCAGGGAAAAGCACAAUUCCAAAGCACCUGAACUCUGAUGGACUCGAGACGAAAAAGAUGAAGUGAACUAAUGCCUUAUGACAGACUCUGAUUGCAUAUGUGAUUAUAUACUGUGAAUAUACACUGUAAUUCUCCAGCUCAUCUCCAAGUAUUAACCAGGGUUUCUGCAGGUUUUAAAAGGUCUUAAUUCGCCCUUCUCAAGGCCUAAAAAGGUCUUAAAUUCAUAACAUAAAUGUUGGAUGCACAGGA